This is a messenger RNA of Zonotrichia leucophrys gambelii, 2727 nucleotides long. RefSeq names its product zinc finger RANBP2-type containing 1 (gene ZRANB1). NCBI's taxonomy places the organism in Eukaryota, Metazoa, Chordata, Aves, Passeriformes, Passerellidae. Gene Ontology annotation, molecular function: cysteine-type deubiquitinase activity; K63-linked polyubiquitin modification-dependent protein binding. Gene Ontology annotation, biological process: cytoskeleton organization; protein deubiquitination involved in ubiquitin-dependent protein catabolic process; positive regulation of Wnt signaling pathway. The record is from RefSeq and is a predicted model, not a curated record. The transcript is spliced from 11 exons. Gene Ontology annotation, cellular component: cytoplasm; nucleus. The coding region runs from base 235 to 2361 and encodes 708 amino acids.
GGGGAGCGCGGGAGGGGGGGGGGGCGGCGCGGGGCGCAGGCGGCUCCCAGUGCUCCGAGCGUGUUCCUGAGGGACUGAGGGACGGAUCCCGGCGGAGAGGAAUAGUUAUCUGCUUAGUCUCAUCCUUCAUAUUCAGCAAUCUGAAGAAAAGGUCUGAGCCAGCAUGAAGACAGAAUCCCCUCUUCAUUAGAGAAAAACUUUCUGCUCGCCGCAGUUCAUUUCAAGGAGUGCACGAUGACAGAGCGUGGAAUUAAAUGGGCCUGUGAGUAUUGUACAUAUGAGAAUUGGCCUUCUGCAAUCAAGUGCACCAUGUGUCGUGCCCAGAGACCCAGUGGAACAAUUAUCACAGAAGAUCCUUUCAAAAGUGGCUCCAGUGACAUCGGGAGGGACUGGGAUCCUUCGAGCACUGAAGGAGGGAGCAGUCCUUUGAUCUGCCCGGAUUCCAGUGCAAGACCCAGGGUUAAAUCAUCCUACAGCAUGGAAAGUGCAAAUAAAUGGUCGUGCCACAUGUGCACGUACUUGAACUGGCCCAGGGCUAUCAGGUGUACCCAGUGCUUGUCCCAGCGCAGGACCAGGAGCCCCACGGAGUCCCCUCAGUCCUCGGGCUCCGGCUCCAGGCCCGUCCCUUUGGCCGUGGAUCCGUGUGAGGAGUACAAUGACAGAAACAAACUGAACACGAGGGCUCAGCACUGGACUUGUUCUGUUUGUACAUAUGAAAACUGGGCCAAGGCCAGGAAAUGUGUUGUGUGUGACCACCCCAGACCCAACAACAUCGAAGCAAUAGAACUGGCAGACACAGAAGAGGCUUCUUCCAUCAUAAACGAGCAAGACAGGGCUCGGUGGAGAGGCAGCUCCAGCAGUGGUAAUAGCCAAAGAAGAUCUCCACCAACAACCAAACGUGAAUCUGAUGUGAAAAUGGACUUCCAAAGAAUUGAAUUGGCUGGAGCUGUUGGCAGCAAGGAGGAGCUUGAAGUUGACUUCAAAAAACUAAAGCAAAUAAAAAAUAGAAUGAAAAAGACUGACUGGCUGUUCCUAAAUGCUUGUGUGGGAGUUGUGGAAGGUGACCUGGCUGCUGUGGAAGCCUACAAGUCGUCCGGAGGGGACAUUGCCCGGCAGCUGACGGCGGACGAGGUGCGGCUGCUGAACCGCCCGUCCGCCUUCGACGUGGGCUACACGCUCGUGCACCUGGCCAUCCGCUUCCAGAGGCAGGACAUGCUGGCCAUCCUCCUCACCGAGGUGUCCCAGCAUGCAGCCAAGUGCAUUCCUGCCAUGGUGUGUCCCGAGGUCACGGAGCAGAUCCGCCGUGAAAUCGCUGCAUCUCUGCAUCAGCGCAAGGGAGACUUUGCCUGCUAUUUCCUGACUGACCUUGUCACCUUCACCUUGCCUGCAGAUAUUGAAGAUUUACCGCCCACAGUCCAGGAAAAAUUGUUUGAUGAAGUACUUGACAGAGAUGUUCAGAAAGAGCUGGAGGAGGAGUCUCCCAUCAUUAACUGGUCCCUGGAGCUGGGGACACGGCUGGACAGCCGGCUGUACGCGCUGUGGAACCGCACGGCCGGGGACUGCCUGCUGGACUCGGUGCUCCAGGCCACCUGGGGCAUCUACGACAAGGACUCCGUGCUGCGCAAGGCCCUGCACGACAGUUUACACGACUGCUCCCACUGGUUCUACACACGCUGGAAAGAGUGGGAAUCGUGGUAUUCCCAAAGCUUUGGUUUACAUUUCUCCUUGCGAGAGGAACAGUGGCAGGAAGAUUGGGCAUUCAUUCUCUCUCUUGCAAGCCAGCCUGGAGCGAGUUUGGAGCAGACACACAUUUUUGUACUUGCACAUAUUCUUAGAAGACCAAUUAUAGUUUAUGGAGUAAAAUAUUACAAGAGUUUUCGGGGAGAAACAUUAGGAUAUACCCGCUUCCAAGGUGUGUAUUUGCCUUUGUUAUGGGAACAGAGUUUUUGUUGGAAGAGUCCCAUAGCUCUGGGCUACACGAGGGGCCAUUUCUCCGCCCUGGUUGCCAUGGAGAAUGACGGCUAUGGCAAUCGAGGCGCUGGUGCUAAUUUGAACACUGACGAUGAUGUUACUGUUACUUUUCUACCCUUGGUGGACAGCGAGAGGAAAUUAUUGCACAUUCACUUCCUUUCUGCUCAAGAGAUAGGCAACGAGGAGCAGCAGGAGAAGCUGCUGCGGGAGUGGCUGGACUGCUGCGUGACCGAGGGAGGGGUCCUGGUGGCCAUGCAGAAGAGCUCCCGCCGGCGCAACCACCCGCUGGUCACCCAGAUGGUGGAGAAGUGGCUGGACCGCUACCGCCAGAUCCGGCCCUGCACGUCCCUGUCCGACGGCGAGGAGGACGAGGAUGACGACGAUGAGUGAGGGGGAAUAAAGUGCAAAUGAGCAGCGCAGAGUGUGUGCCCCCGAGUGAGCGUUGUGCUGUAGCAGUUGGGUGUGGAGCGACCCAGGUUAGGGGAUACAUGCUGGGAAGGAUUCUCCGACGGCACGGGGAGAGGAUGGAACGCUCAUCCUGCUGCCCGGAGAGAGCCGAGUGGGCUGGACUACAGUUUGUAUAAAAACACGAAAAAGAAACAAAAAACAGCUAAUUUUAUUAUCAAGAUGGAAAAAAAAAAAAAACCAACCAAACCAAACCGACCCCAUUUUUCUUUCUGACUGUAAAUCUGUCUAUAAAUGUACCGCAUGUGGUUGUGUAAGAGGUUGUGUAAUAGGAAACGUAUACCAGCAUCU